This is a messenger RNA of Orbicella faveolata, 1385 nucleotides long. RefSeq lists its product as uncharacterized. Gene Ontology annotation, molecular function: protein binding. Lineage: Eukaryota; Metazoa; Cnidaria; Anthozoa; Scleractinia; Merulinidae. The record is from RefSeq and is a predicted model, not a curated record.
AAAAUUGAAAGAAACUAGAUUUUUUUCUUCUCAGAUAUUUUUUAAUUUACAUUGUUUCCAACUUUGGUAAACAGGAGUGAUGCGGAAUCCCUUUACUUGGAGGACGAUUAUGCACUUCGAGGAUCUGGCAGACAAUGGGCAAUUUUCACUUUAUCGACGGCAUAGAAAGCUACUGGAAAGGUGGGCCAAAACAAGGCCGCAGUAUCAAGAUCUAGUCGCCAUGAUACUGCUCGAGGAAGGUGUAGCUUGUUUAAUCCAACACAGACUGGAGGAGGCAGUCGACCUUGCUAAAAGAGCCUGCCGCUUGUCUUCGUACUACAGCUGUGUGAAUGACCGUGUCAUCCGGGGCUACGCAUCUGCUGUGUAUGCUGCCGCUGACAGAUUUGCUGGCAAUCAAGAUGGUGCCGAAGAGCGCAUCGUGGAGGCUUUGGAGAUAUUUGAACCAAUGGAACCGUCUACAUACACUUCAAUCGCGCUCUACAACAUCGGGGCUAUAAUCAUGGAAAGGUCUGCCAGUGUGGGUGUAAGUGCAGUUGAAGAACGGGAAGCAGUGUGUUUCCUCGAGAAAGCAGCACAACACUGGAGCCAUCAACAACUAAACACAACAGCUCGCGUGCUUCCUCGAAUAUAUAACAGAUUGAUCUCCCUUUAUCUCAAGUCCUCACCAAACUGCGCACCCGACCUGAACCUUGCGGUAUCCCAAGACAACUUAACCCGUGCUGGUGCCAUCAUCACUCGAUAUCACAGCCUGUUCUCUCACUGUUCGAAUUGGAUGGACAGUACCUUUUACCUUGGCAAGACAGACCACUGCAUCAGGUCAAGGGAUAUCGACGGUGGUCUCACGGCUGCCCAACAAGCUCUGGAUAUUUCUGUGCAGUCCAAAUUUGUAAGAGAGACAACAGGAGCAAUAGAACGAAUAAAUCUACUAAGGGAGCUUGAUGACCUCAGACGACGACCACCAGAAUUGCCUGACCGCCUGUAGACACUAUUCAUCCCAUAAUGUGGGGGUGAAGUUCAAUCUGGAAGUAAAAGGACGAUCUCACUAUGACAUUCUUGUGUGGGAUACCUGUGGUAUCCCACACUAUUGUCAACGGCUCCUGUCCGUUAAUGCAAAUGAGUUUGUGUCCCAUACAUGUACCCUUUGGGUACCUAGUUUUAUUCACAGUAAUCGUGACAACAGUCGACUGAUCGGAGAAGUUUAUAACGUGCCACAACGAACUUUAUUGACAAGUCACUCGACAGUGGCGAGCUUUAGUCAAGCCUCGGCGGCAACGGCAACAGAAAAGUCACUAACAAAAACGGAGUGGCGAUGCGCAAGCGUAAUAAAUAUUGCCGAGUUAAUUUCUUUAGCCUUCCUAUGCAACGCGAACUCAUCAAAUUCCUUG